AUGCGACAGCAGCAAAACGAAGCCAAAGCCCCGCGCCUGGCUCCGCGCGUUCCUCAAGUGGCGGCCGACGCCGCCGCGGCUCGGGGCCCGCGACGCAAAAAACUCAAGUGGCGCACGCGCGACCAGCAGAGCUCGCAGCUCUACAACCUGGAGCUGGAUCUGCACGACCUGCGCCAGGAGAUCAAGGCGCUGCAGGAGUACGAGCAGGUGCUGCGCACGCACACGCUCAACCAGCGCGAGACGCUGGACGACUACUACCUCAAGCGCGUCAUGCAGUACCACAAAGUCUUCGAGCGCGGCUACAACCCGCACUCCGACGCAGCAGACAACGGAGCGCUGAGCUCAGAGGACGCACUUGAGUUCACUAAACACAUGAUGGACGAGGAGGUGUCGGUGGGUCGCUUCGUCGGCUAUGAAGUGAUACUGGACCAGUGGGCGCGCUACACGGCGGCGUUCCCAGAGCUGCAGUGCACGCUCACACAGUCUCGGAUCGCGUCAGCGGAUGAGGUCACCAUCGUUUCGACCACCGCCGAGUACACGUUCGAGAUCUCGCAGACGACGAUCCAGACGCUGUUCCCCGCGAUCCGCUCCGAGCAGCCACAGAUCGGAGCCAAGCUGGUGGGGCGAAAGUUCCAAGGCGCCGGCGUGUCCACGUUUACGUUCGACCCGCAGUCCCACCGCGUUGUGUGCUACGACACCCGAGUGGACUUCUUCGAGGUGUUUGCGAGUCUGCUGCAAGACUCGAACGAGCUCUGCGUGCUGUUCGAGGGCGCAGCAAUCGCCGAGCAAUUCUUCAUUGGAGACACUAGCUGCUACCCCGUUCUCCAGCUCGGCGACGAUGAAGAGAAGGCGCGGUACCGGAUCUCCAUCUACUCGGACGGCGGGCAGCAGUCUCCCGCGCUCCACAAGCUGCAGCUCGGCCACAUCCUCGGCGCAUGA
Messenger RNA from Phytophthora sojae, 939 nucleotides. RefSeq lists its product as hypothetical. Bases 1 to 939 code for a protein of 312 amino acids. The transcript has a single exon. The record is from RefSeq and is a predicted model, not a curated record. NCBI's taxonomy places the organism in Eukaryota, Oomycota, Peronosporomycetes, Peronosporales, Peronosporaceae.